AUGAUACGCUUCUUCCCUUCUGCUUCUCUUCUUCAGUUUGCCACACCUGACAAUGCUCCCCUCUUCAAUUCGACCUUGUCCUCAAGACAGAAGGUAGGAAACCUGCGCUUGAGGUCGUCUGAAAACUCCCAGUUGGGGUCUUCUGUUGAGGAGUCUGUUCCUUUCCAUGAGCUACUAAUUUAUGUCUGUACUGUCUUGUUCUCAGGCACCAUCGUAGCUUGCUUCUCUGGUAGCCGGUCAUCUUGCCAUGGCCUUGUCCUUGCUGGGAAGGCUUAUAUUGAUGCCUCUCAUAUCUCUUCGGUCGCUUCUUCAGGCUCAACUCACCAGUACAAUUGGUGGUCCUCAACAGCUUUUCACCAUCUGCCUGUCUCUGAAUCUGUAGCUCCACUUGAUUGCACUCUUGAUGGGUCAUUUUUAUUUGCUGGUGGCCUUUCUGGGAAUGUCUGUGCUCUUUCCAUCCCUUCAGGGCCCGUUCUGAAAUCAUGUCCUUGCCCACAACAAACCAGUAUCUUGUCUCACAGUCAACAAUUAACAGUGAUGAAGUCUGAAAAGACUUCACUUGGAAAUGGACUUUUCUUGGUUAAUGAGGUUUGGUAUGAUUCUGCAAAACAAGUUCCUUCACGAUAAA
Messenger RNA from Populus euphratica (Euphrates poplar), 628 nucleotides. RefSeq lists its product as uncharacterized. The transcript has 4 exons. Lineage: Eukaryota; Viridiplantae; Streptophyta; Magnoliopsida; Malpighiales; Salicaceae. Bases 1 to 627 code for a protein of 208 amino acids. The record is from RefSeq and is a predicted model, not a curated record.